UGCACGUUUUUAAAUGCCGGCACAAAACAAAAGUGGCGAUUAAAAGAGAAAAGUAAUGUUUAUGAAUGCAAAUUUGUUCGAGCCGGGCAAAUCAAAGUCCGAGCGCAGUUUUAUACAGAGUGCAGUAAAGCAGAAUACACGCUUUGAUGGCCGCAAAUCAAACGAAUUCCGAGAUGUGAAAUUAACCUUCGGUUCGGAUUGGGGCACAGUGGCGGUGUCCAUGGGUGAUACAAAGGUACUGGCACAAGUCAGCUGCGACAUUGGGACACCGUCCAGUGCACGAGCCAACGAGGGGACACUGUAUCUGAACGUGGACAUCAAGGGUGUGGCAUUUCUCGAUGAAAUUCAGUCGACCCACGAUCAACGCUUCUUAACACUUAACUCGUUGCUGGAGCGCACAUUUAGGAGCUCUCGUUGUCUAGAUCUUGAGUCCCUGUGCAUCGCUGUCGAGCAGCAUGUAUGGUGUGUGCGCGUUGACAUUAAUGUGUUGAACCAUGAUGGAAAUUUAUAUGAUGCAAGUACGAUUGCUGCGCUUGCAGCACUAAUGCACUUCCGUCGACCGGAAGUCUCUUAUGCUGAAGAGAAAAUUCACACGUUCAGCGAAAGGGAGCGCGAAUUGAUGCCUCUGCUGUUUCUGCACUAUCCUGUAAGCGUAACAUAUUGUCUGUACAAAAGUAGUUCAAAUCCAUUGGUCGACCCAACUCUGUUGGAAGAGAAUGCCGCAGACUCGAUCAUUGUAUUGAGCUUUAACUCGUACCAAGAGCUAUGUACACUCAAUGCUGGCGGUACCGCCCCGACCAACGUACGCACAAUCAUGCAAUGUGCACGCAGCGCAGCGAAUCGUUCGAAAGCCCUGGUCCAAUUUAUACGCAAGGCAUUGGAGCUGGAUGCGGAGCGUCGAUUACAGCCCAAUCGAGUGGUCGGUUUGGUGGAUCUCUUAAGCGAUACUGCGCCCCUGUUGAGUUUUAAGCAUUUAAUGGCGGAGAACGUGCGGCAGGAGGUUGUACAGAAGAAGAUUAGUGACAAGCCCAUUCCGUCAACGGAAACAGUUGGCGAUGAACAGUUGCCUGCGGACACAAAAAUAGAUGAAGCGCCUAUGGAUGAAACCACCUGGCUGUCGGUGGAGCAAAACACGUGGAUAGAACAACAAGUGAAAAAUGUGCAGCAAAGCUUGAAAGAGUCAACGCAGGUGGCAGGCAAAACAAGCAAGUCCAAGCCCAAUCGGAGUAAAAAUAAGGCUAGCAAGAAGCCAGCAAUAAGGAAACAAGAUCAAAGCGAUUCGGAGGAGGAAGUUACACAAAUCCUAUAAGAAACGAGUCUUGCUCAUCACCUAAAUACAAUCUAUAUGUUAUAUUUUUACAAAUA
Drosophila arizonae is the source of this 1365-nucleotide messenger RNA. RefSeq names its product exosome complex component Rrp45 (gene Rrp45). NCBI's taxonomy places the organism in Eukaryota, Metazoa, Arthropoda, Insecta, Diptera, Drosophilidae. Gene Ontology annotation, biological process: nuclear polyadenylation-dependent rRNA catabolic process; nuclear mRNA surveillance; TRAMP-dependent tRNA surveillance pathway. The record is from RefSeq and is a predicted model, not a curated record. Gene Ontology annotation, molecular function: mRNA 3'-UTR AU-rich region binding. Gene Ontology annotation, cellular component: nuclear exosome (RNase complex); cytoplasmic exosome (RNase complex).